Messenger RNA from Cyprinodon variegatus (sheepshead minnow), 2098 nucleotides. Its product is annotated as poly [ADP-ribose] polymerase 9-like. NCBI's taxonomy places the organism in Eukaryota, Metazoa, Chordata, Actinopteri, Cyprinodontiformes, Cyprinodontidae. Gene Ontology annotation, cellular component: nucleus; cytoplasm. Gene Ontology annotation, biological process: positive regulation of type II interferon-mediated signaling pathway; negative regulation of gene expression. The transcript is spliced from 6 exons. Bases 53 to 2098 code for a protein of 681 amino acids. Gene Ontology annotation, molecular function: ubiquitin-like protein ligase binding; transcription corepressor activity. The record is from RefSeq and is a predicted model, not a curated record.
UUGUGAUCUAAUGCAGCAUCGUCUGAUCUUUCUACAGGUUUAUUAGAAAACUAUGGCCAGUAAGUUGGACAUUCCUCUCCGUGUAGAGUCACUUACAAUAGUGAAACAAUGUGAAGCCAAUCUGUGCAACAUCCUUAAAACUAAAUUUGGAUGUGUUGCCACCAUUGGGGGUGUGCAGCGGGAGAAGGAGAGCAGCACUCCUUACCAGAGACGACCUCCAACCAUUCCUCCACAGAAAAGACUUGAAUUCAUGAUGCCUUCGGGUGUAAAGGUGUCUGUAUGGAAGGCUGAUCUCACCUACUUUGCUGUUGAUGCUGUUGUGAAUGAAGCUAAUGAUGAGUUGAAGCACCAUGGAGGCCUUGCUCUAGCUCUGUCCACUGCCAGGGGUCUGCAAAUACAAAAGGAAUGUGAGGAUUAUGUCAAGAAACAUGGGAAAUUAAAAACAGGGGAGGCAGUUGUUUUGGAUGCAGGGCUACUACCUUGCAAAAAGAUCAUUCAUGCUGUGGGUCCAAAGCUGCCAUUCAAACCUGCAAAGAAUGAUGUGUUACAGGCAGAACCAUUAUUGAAGAAAACUAUUUGGAGCAUUCUUGACAAAGUUGAAGAACAACAUCUGGCAAAUGUUGCCAUUCCUGCCAUAAGCUCUGGAUUGUUCAACUACCCACUGCCAGAAUGUGCCCACACCAUAGUGUCUACUGUCAAACAGUACUAUCAAUACCUGCCCACUGGUAGACAUGUUCCGCAAGAGAUCUUCUUUGUGAACCAUGAUGAUCUGACAGUGCAGGCAAUGGAGACAGCAUCCCAUCUUAUAUUCAGUCUUUACCAGCAUCAAUCCUAUAGCCAGGCUGCAACAAGAAUUCCCAAAAGUGCCCCCAGAAUCCCACAUCCUUCAGUCAGGAUUGGAGAUGUCGUUCUGACGCUGAAGAUGGGUAGCAUUGAAGAGCAAAAGACAGAUGUCAUUGUUAACACUGCAUCAGUAGACCGAAACCUGCGUGUUGGUAGAAUUUCCAGCGCUAUAUUGAAAAAAGCAGGUUUGGAAAUCCAAAAGGAAAUUGUGAAAGUUGACAAGAAGAAGGGCCUUAUAAUCCGUACACAGUCUUACAGACUGCAAUGCAAAGAGGUGUUUCACACUUUUUGUGCUGAAAAAGGACUUCAUCCAGCAGCAGAGAAGAUUCUUUACAAUUCAGUAUUGGAGUGCUUAAUCACGGCGGCUGCACAGCCUUACACCUCAAUCAGCUUCCCUGCUAUUGGCAUUGGAGCCUUUAGAUUUAGUAAAGAUGACUCUGCUUCAAUAAUGUUUGAUGCUGUCUCUGAUUUUGCCAAAGAAAGUCAACAGAAGUUGGAGGUUUACUUUGUAAUAUUUCCUUCCGACCAUGAAACAUUCCAGGUCUUCGAGAAAAAAAUUGAACAUUUCCAGAAAGGAUCAGGACCUUCCUGCUUUCCUCCAGCAUUUGGGCGUAAAGCUGAUUCCCAUACCAGCAGAGCUUCAACUCCACACCUCAUCCUGCUUGGUCCGUCUGAUGAAUCAACACACGAGGCUGAGAAGUGGCUGAAUCGUCUUCUUUCAAUGCAAUCUCACACCAUUACGAUCUACAACAACUUUAUUUUGCACUUCAGGAUGGAAGACCAUCUCAGGCUAGAGUCACCCAGAAAAGGGUUGUUAAUGAAAAGCUAUUUGACUCAAGGUCAUGCAUGUAUAGAAAUAACCUCAAAGACAAAGGAAGAGACUGUUUUUGCUGCUCUGGAGGUGGAGGCCAUGCUCUGUAAAAUCCAGAAGGAGUUCAUCUCAGAGGAAGAAGGUGAACUGCAGAUGUUAUCUCAAACAGAGCUAUCCUGUAAAAGACAGACAGUAGAAAAGUCAAGCAGAGAAUUCUUGGAUCGAUCUGCUGCGUUCGGCAUUCACGGGCUCAUAGUAAUGAAGGUGGAAAAAGUAGAGAAUAAUCCCCUGAAGUUGAUGUUCGACCUGAAGAAAAAGCAGCUUGGCAGUUCAUCUUCUAGAACCAUGUUUCAGUGCAUCCCAGCACAGUUCUGUGAGAUGAUCAGUAGGAUUGGGUUCCAGGCUGAGUGUUCGCCGCCUGAAGGUAAAUCACCAAAAGUAUGA